CGUGCGUGCGUCGUGCAUGUGUGUCGUGUAUGUGUAGGUGUACAUGUGUGUCUGUGUGAUAGGCGACAUGUCUCCUUUAGUGAAUGUCAGUGUUCUUCUUCCGGUUGCACAACCUCCGGCGGGAGGAGGAGAAUAAGAGGAAGAGGACCAAGAACGGGACGGGAUGCGGCAUGUUGCGGUCAAACCUCACCCUAGCGCCCAGCAGACUGUUCGAGAGGACGCCACUCACCCCCUCGGACAGCUUGGACGAGAUCGCCCUCAAAAUACCCAGAGUCCGAGUGGAGUACUACGUAAACGAAAACACCUUCAAAGAGCGGCUGCAACUGUACUUCAUCAAAAACCAGCGAUCAAGCCUUCGUAUUCGCAUUGCCAACCUCCUCUUCAAGCUCCUGACAUGUGUCCUCUACAUUUUCAGGGUUGUCAUGGACGACGAUCCGAUUUAUGCUGCCUGCUACGGGUGCACGCCCUCCAACAAGUCAGAGUUCCUGGUCUCCUACAACCUGACAGAGGAGGCUUUCCAGGAGAAUCCCAUCAUCAACUGGGACGCCAUCCUGUGGGUGAAACGGCCCGUGGUCCUCUGGGUCAUCCAGGUGAUCCUGGCAGGAAUCAGCCUCACGGAGGCACUGCUUCUGGCCUACCUGGGUUACAAGGGGAACAUAUGGCAGCAACUACUGUCGUUCCAUUUCAUUCUAGAGCUAGUAAACACCAUUCCGUUUGCGUUUACAAUUGUUUAUCCUCCAUUCCGAAAUCUCUUCAUUCCUGUCUUUCUCAACUGUUGGUUAGCAAAAAAGUCACUAGAAAAUAUGUUCAACGACUUACACAGAGCGAUGCAGAAGUCGCAGUCAGCCUUGUCUCAACAGCUGAUGAUUCUAUCUGCAACUCUUCUUUGUUUAGUUUUUACAAGCGUGUGCGGUAUCCAACACUUCCAAAGAGCUGGUCACAGACACCUGAACCUGUUCCAAUCAACGUACUAUGUAGUAGUCACCUUCUCCACUGUUGGCUAUGGAGACUUUGUGCCAGAUAUCUGGCCGUCACAACUCUACAUGGUCAUCAUGAUAUGUGUGGCGCUCAUCGUCCUUCCAACACAGUUUGAGCAGCUGGCGUUCACGUGGAUGGAGCGACAGAAGCUUGGAGGCUCGUACUCAUCCCACAGAGCUCAGUCUGAGAAGCAUGUCGUCGUCUGCAGCACGACUCUCCACGCAGACACAAUCAUGGACUUCCUCAACGAGUUCUACGCUCAUCCACUACUGCAGGACUAUUACGUGGUCCUUCUGUCACCCAUGGAGCUAGACACAACCAUGAGGAUGAUCCUGCAGGUGCCUAUCUGGGCCCAGAGGGUCAUCUACAUCCAGGGGUCGUGUCUCAAGGACGUGGACCUCGCCAGGGCCAGGAUGAAUGAGGCGGAGGCCUGUUUUGUCCUGGCCGCCAGAAACUAUGCCGACAAAACUGCCGCUGAUGAACACACAAUCCUGAGGUCGUGGGCUGUGAAGGACUUUGCGCCGUGUGUGCCACAGUAUGUGCAGAUAUUCAGGCCGGAGAACAAGUUGCACGUCAAGUUUGCUGAACAUGUUGUGUGUGAGGAUGAGCUCAAGUACGCAUUGUUGGCCAACAACUGUACGUGUCCCGGGGCGUCUACACUGGUCACACUGCUGCUACACACGUCACGUGGACAGGAAGGACAAACAUCUUCAGAAGAAUGGCAUCGAUUGUAUGGUCGGUGUUCAGGGAACGAGAUCUAUCACAUUCUUCUAGAAGACAGCAGGUUCUUUGGCGAAUAUGAGGGCAAGAGCUUCACAUACGCUAGUUUUCACUCUCAUAGAAAGUAUGGAGUGGCGUUGGUGGGCGUGAGGCCGGCAGAACUACCAGAGUUUUACGAGGACACAAUACUACUGAACCCAGGCCCUCGACACAUCAUGAAGAAGACUGAUACUUGUUACUACAUGAGCAUUACUAAGGAGGAGAACUCUGCGUUUGUGGUAGCAAAUAACGCCAACCCAGACGCUAUUACAAAGACUGAUGAAACACAUGACACAGUGACAACAGGUCAGCAGAAGCCCAAGCCUCAAUCAGCCGAGCAGACGGCCACAGGGAAUCAUCUUGGAGUGCCUAAACCUACUGACACCAACCCCAACUUCCUUAGUCCUGAGAUCCUCAACCAGAGAAGAGGAAGCAGAAGGCCCAGCAUUCUCCCAGUUCCGGACACUAUGACGUGUUCCACUCUCAACAUCAACGCAGGGCCACAGGACGAAGGGGACGAGAGUGAAGACGAGAUGGAAGACGACGUCCCAUGGAGAUCUCCUAGUGAAAAGAUUGCCCUCCUUGUUUCAGCUGCAGAUGACCUCUCGCCGACCCUCGGCACAGAACCCUCGUGGCGUCAGGACUGGGCCAACAUUGUGAAAGGAUUCCCACCUGUCUCGCCCUACAUAGGGGUUAGUCCUACCCUGUGUUAUCUCCUCAAGGAGAAAAAACCACUUUGUUGCCUUCAGCUCGCACAGGUGUGCGAGCAUUGUACUCAUAGAAACGCCAAAGAAUACAACUGGCAGAACAAGACCAUCAUACUGGCUGCGGACUACGCUAGUAAUGGAAUCUACAACUUUAUCAUCCCGCUCAGAGCUCACUUCCGGACAAAAACAUCCCUCAAUCCAAUCAUACUGUUGCUGGAGAGGCGACCGGACAUUGCUUUCCUAGACGCAGUCUCCUACUUCCCCCUCAUCUACUGGAUGCUGGGUUCCAUAGAUUGCCUUGAUGACUUGUUGAGAGCUGGUAUUACCUUGGCAGAGAAUGUUGUGGUUGUCAACAAAGAGCUUUCCAACUCUGCCGAGGAAGACACACUAGCUGACUGCAACACUAUUGUGGCGGUACAAACCAUGUUCAAAUUUUUCCCAAGCAUAAAGAGUAUAACCGAGCUGUCCCAGUCCUCAAACAUGAGGUUUAUGCAGUUCCGAGCUCACGACCGCUACGCCCUUCAUCUCUCCAAAAUGGAAAAGAGAGAGAAGGAGCGAGGGUCCCACAUCUCUUACAUGUUCCGCCUUCCGUUCGCCGCCGGGUCGGUGUUCAGUGCUAGUAUGUUGGAUACACUGCUCUACCAAGCCUUCGUCAAAGACUACGUUAUCACCUUUGUCAGGCUGUUACUGGGCGUGGACCAAGCCCCGGGCUCAGGGUUCCUUACAUCGAUGAAGAUCACAAAAGAUGACAUGUGGAUCCGAACAUAUGGAAGACUCUACCAGAAACUGUGCUCAACUACUUGUGAGAUCCCUAUCGGCAUCUAUAGAACUCAAGACACCACCACAACAGGAUCUCCACAUACUGAACCAGAAGUUGGCAACACUGGUUCUGCCUACUCUGCCAUUCCUACCAACUGCCUAGGCUCCACUGAUAGAGACCCUGCCUCCAUGUACUCAAUCAACGUCGGUGAUGAAGCCAAGGACAACCAUGCGGAGAUGAUUGAGAGAGCAGAGAUUGCGAAUCUCGUCAGGUCUAGGAUGGAGAGUCUAAACCUUCCUCCGGUAGAUUACGAUGAUGUUAGUGAGAAAAGAUCAAGCUUGUCCUAUGUAAUCAUCAACCCCAGCUGUGAUUUGAAAUUGGAGGAAGGAGAUAUAAUCUAUUUGGUGAGACCGAGCCCGUUCUCCGCUCAGAAAACAUUCGAGAGACACAACAGCAGACGCAAGUCCAACAUCAGCUUUUGCUCUCAAGCUAUCAACCUGCCAGGCUCUAGACGGGGCUCAGGCAUCAUCUUCCCUCCACCACGGGCCCCACCACUAGUUACUACCAAGGCUAACUCACUGUCACUUCCAGACAGUCCAACCGUCGCUGGGACAUUCCGAGGAAGGUCCAAUUCUCUGAGAGUGGUAGACGACAUUCUGCUCAGAAGAAGCAACUCUUUACGCCAAGGUUUGGUGCAGACGACGCGGAAAAGCAGUCUGGAGGAAAUCGGCAUCGGACUUCACUACCCGAGACAUCAACCAUCCUUUUUUAAUUCAACCAAUACCUUGACUUUGGAGGUUCCAUCUCUAGCCUCUCUCGAUACUUGUACCCGAGUGAUGCCCUCGAGUCGUUCGACCGGCCGGCUGAUGAUGCAGCCUAUUCAGCCGGCGGCCAUGCCAUCUCAGAUGUCUACGGAGAGUGCUGGUAUCAAGAUAGCACUGAACGGAAGCAUUGGAUUAGAAGUGACACCUCCGGAAGAGAACAGCUCCCCCUCGAUAUCCAGCAACACGGGUCUACUAAUCUCUCCUCCACACCAGAUGCCGAGUCCCGCUGCCUCUACAGAACACCUACAGGGAACCAUCGUAUGAUAUCAUCUCAUGUGGGGCAGGAGGCUCAGCAGUGUAGUGCGCAACAAAUGGCUCUAACUCACUCCUCGCUCCACCACACCACCUCAACACGACACCACAUUCAGGUUUGAAAUCUACUAGACAAGGCACGCAGGAAACAAAGUAACCAAGGGAACAAAUAGAAUCGGACUGUAGAUACCUCAGUAGCGUAGUACCACUCUACACUCCGCACAUUACCCGUCUGCGAUAAACUCGUCUUGUACAUUCACAUAACUAUGAUGCUCAAUCAGCUGAUCUAUAAACUCAAGGAACAUUUUGAUUUGUACUUCAUUUUUGUUUCUCGAUGUAAUUGGUUGAUCUUUAAUUGUAGAUAGUAAUAUCAUAGACUAAUCAACACAAGUAGACUCCUCAUCCCAUUGUACAUUUUGAAGCUUGUUUUUUGUGUCUAGUUCAUGUACGUCCACACAGAUCGCUAGUGUAGAAAAAAUUUUGUUUCUAUUAUUUAAGGGUUAUUUUCAUGAUUUGUGCUUUACUAUUUGGUUAUAUGACUAGAAGACCAGUUAUUGUUUAUGAUUAUGCAGUUUUAUUUGGUUAAAUUAUGUUUUAAAUGACUGAAAUAUCAAGAAAUAAAUUGUAAACAAAACAUAACCUCUACAGUUGGACGUACAGAACUAACAAUAAAAUUGGCUUCAGCUGUUCCAUAAGGAUGACAAAUCUACUAAGGGAGUAUGUUUUAUCUAUGGUAAUAUUAUAGAUUUGUCUACUUAAGUAGCUUUUAUGUUUAAAUUUUUGUUAACAUUUUUUGAGGUUAUGUGAAAUUUUUAUCAAUUUUAUAGGAUUUUGAUUGUUAAAUUUCAAUGUAUUUUCAAUUUAUCACAAAUGUUUGUGGAAUGUACACCAAUACAUUUUUUAGUGGUUUAAAAGUUCACCAAAAAUAAAUACUACAAUAUUCUGUAACAAUACUGAAUUUAUGAAAAUUUAAUAUCAAUCGAGCUAGAUGCUAGUAAAAAUUGUUGAGUUGUGGGUUGUUGAUAAUUGGAUGUAACAAUAUGUCACAAACUGUCAAGUUGUAUACAAAUUAAUUUAUAUAAUUUAUUUUUCUAGUUUAUUUCAUGGUGUUAACCUCAUUCAUGACCUGUUGUAUGUUGUGUUAGAUCUAUGAUGUCUAUAAAGACAAUAAGACUAUGUUGUGUUUUUCUAUCUAAAAGUAUAUUGUAAAUGUUAAAUUUUAUAAAUUAUAGAAAAUGUUUCCAAAGUGGGUAGACGCUAUUGUUUGUGAUUAUUGUUGUCUAGUUUAUAUCUGUCCUGUAUUUGUGAUUUUUAUUAUUUAACAAGCUGGUUAGCGUUCCAAUGAUAAAGCGUAAAAUGUUGUGUGUAGUUAGUUAUUAAUUGGUCUGAAUAACAGAAAAACAAUUAGUUGUAAAAUAUUAUUUAUUCUUGAUUUGGUUCUUAAACUUUCAUUAUUUUUGUUUAUUUCCAUCAAAAAUUUAAUGAAUCUCUUUCUUUACUGUAUAUUCUUUUUUGGCAAUAUAGCUAUUACGCUUAAAUUAUGAAGUUACCAUUAAUAUCGAGUUUAUAACUAUGUGUUAUCAGAUUUUAUAAACCGUUAUUAUUUUCUCAUUUAGUCAUAUAUUGUUUAUAUUAUCAAGUUUAUCAUUCCUAUUAAAUUUUACAUUUUUUAAGCUUUUUGUUUGAAGUUACAGGUAUUUCAAUUUGUGUAUAGAAUACUAAGCAUAUUUUUAAAGGUACAGUACAUAGUUUAAGUUUGUGAACAAGUUUUUUUUACAUAGCAGGAGUUUACAUUUUGGUUUGUUUUCUUAGCAGAUUGUUCUUAGAACUACUUAUCCGCUCGGUUUUAGACAAAGCUACCUUCUUUAAUAAUUUAGCUUAACCUAAAACAAACUAUGCAACAUAAUAUCAUUUAUUUGAUCAGAAAUUACUCGUUUUAAUGCUAUUCAAUAGUCUGUUUUGAAGAACCUAUAAUUUAUUUUACGUAUUGAGCAUUGACUAUUAACAUACUUGAAUUUGGGAAGCUCUUUUGGUGCUAGACAUUAUCAAAUUGUGUGAAUAGUGUGGAAAAGUGUAUUAACUGUAAUUGUUUUGUUAAAUCAAGAGAAUAAACUAUAGCACCUUCUAUAAAGUUCUUUAUAUCGAUUCAGAGAAAGCCUUACCCCACGAGUGAUAAGACAUUGUUUUCAUAGUGGGUGCUAUUCACUAGUUUUGCAUACAUGUACGUUUAAUUCACUUUUAACUCAUAAACUUUUUACUGCACAUCAGAAUGAAUAUAAGAUUCUUUCAAUAAUUAAAAAUAUUUCUUUGUAGUUGUUAACAUUAGUCGUAACUCAUUACAGAUAGUAUUUAAACUUUAAUACAUAUUUUUAAUUACGUCGAGUGAAUUUUUAUUAUCUUGUAGAUAUUUUAUCAAUGCUAGAUGCAGGCUUAGAGAAUUGAUCUGUAUAGUCGUAUAAUUUUAGCAAAGAUAAGUUAAGAUUUUCAUAUAAAGUAAAUAAUUCAUCUAGGAGUUUUAUAGUUGGUAAGAAAUUUGCAUUGUGUGAUAAUCAACAUUUAAAUAACUAUGCUGUAAAAAUUUAAAUUAUUUUAAGAUUUUAUAUGAUUAAGGAUCUCUAAAUGGUUGUUAAAGCGGCUGAAUACUCAUGCUAAAUUCUACGUUUAUUAUUAGGCUUAAGAAUUUUUAAGUUUUGUACAAAAUCAUGAAGACCUCAAAACAAUAUGAUGUACAAAUUUCACCAAACUUGAAUUUAAAUGGUACCUACAUACAGUUUUGUAUCAAUUACAGAAAUAAAAACUUUUUUCCAGGUAAAUUUAUUAACAAAACUUAUAAGAUUACUUGUA
This is a messenger RNA of Macrosteles quadrilineatus (aster leafhopper), 7124 nucleotides long. RefSeq names its product potassium channel subfamily T member 2-like. The transcript has 31 exons. Gene Ontology annotation, molecular function: intracellular sodium-activated potassium channel activity. The coding region runs from base 84 to 4292 and encodes 1402 amino acids. Gene Ontology annotation, biological process: potassium ion transport. NCBI's taxonomy places the organism in Eukaryota, Metazoa, Arthropoda, Insecta, Hemiptera, Cicadellidae. Gene Ontology annotation, cellular component: membrane. The record is from RefSeq and is a predicted model, not a curated record.